UUAUAAAACCAGUCAGUCUGCACCGUGAGCCUCAUUCCUACACAUCGACCGAGCCCGAAAUUCCAAGACACUCUCACUGCACCUAGCAUUAACAUGAAGAAGAUCAUCACUGUGUUUGGAGCCACAGGUGCCCAAGGCGGCUCGGUAGCGAAAGCUCUCUUGAAGGAUGGUACCUUCAUUGUCAGAGCUGUGACCCGGGACACCAGUAAGCCGGCAGCCCUGAAGUUGAAAGAGGCCGGGGCAGAGGUGGUGGCUGCAGAUAUGGAUGACAAAAAGAGUUUAGAGGCUGCUCUCAGCAAAGCCUACGGAGCUUUUAUUGUCACCAAUUUCUGGGAGCAUUUCAGCAAAGAAAAGGAGAUUGCACAGGGCAAAUUGAUCGCGGAUUUGUCCAAAAAACUGGACCUCAAACACGUGGUCUAUAGUGGCUUGGAAAAUGUGAAGAAAUUGACAGGAGACAAGCUGGAAGUCUUGCAUUUUGAUGGCAAAGGAGAGAUAGAGGAAUACUUCAGGGCCAUUGGAGUCCCGAUGACCAGUGUUAGACUUGCAUUUUACUAUGAGAACUUCCUGACAUCCAAACCCAUAAAAUCAGCAGAUGGGAAGACCUAUGAGCUGAACAUCCCAAUGUGUGAUGUCCCAAUGGAUGGCAUAUCUGUGGCUGAUCUGGGUCCUGUUGUGGUCAGCAUCCUGAAGUGCCCAUCAGAAUACAUCGGAAAGGAUAUCGGACUUAGUGCGGAGAAGCUAACCGUGGAGCAGUAUGCUGCCAUCAUGUCCAAGGUCACAGGCAAGACCAUUAAAGACGCUAAGAUUUCUCCUGAUCAGUAUGAGAAAUUGGGAUUCCCAGGAGCGGGAGAGAUGGCAAACAUGUUCCGAUUUUACCUGUUGAAGCCUGAUCGGGAUGAGAAGCUCACACACAAACUCAACCCCCAAACCAAGACAUUCAAGCAAUGGUUUGAAGAGAAGAAAGAGGCGUACAAAGAUUUGUAACCAACGCUCGAAACCGGUCAAAGUAUUUUACAAACAAGCUCUUAGGACGUCCUUUGGUAGAGACAGCUUUUCUAUUUACCAAGGAACGAUUAUGGGGAGAUUGCCACCUAAACUAGUAGUAGAUUUGUGUGAAUUAUCAAAAAUAAAGAACUUGGACUUAGAAUUAACCCUGUUCUGCCCUGACCAUUGUGGACUACAAACUAAUGGGUAACAGUUAUGUUAAAACCUUGAAGGAGGUGUUUAAA
Messenger RNA from Pelobates fuscus (common spadefoot toad), 1229 nucleotides. Its product is annotated as nmrA-like family domain-containing protein 1. The coding region runs from base 94 to 984 and encodes 296 amino acids. The record is from RefSeq and is a predicted model, not a curated record. NCBI's taxonomy places the organism in Eukaryota, Metazoa, Chordata, Amphibia, Anura, Pelobatidae. Gene Ontology annotation, cellular component: nucleus. The transcript has 5 exons.